AUGGCAGCCGUGGUGACAUCUUUCCACAGACUCAAAUGGGGCAUAUUCCCAGUGAGGAGGAUCGUAGAUGAGGAUGAAAAUGGGAAUUUCAUAGACCUUGAUGAACGUGGAUCAACUACUCCUACCGAUGAAGGUGGAAGUAUUGAGAAGUUCAAUACCAGACUGGAAGUUCAUUCAAUCCCCAGCAUCAAGCAUCAAGAACCGCUUAUUGAAUACCGUGAUGAGAAGGGCCGUCCUUGGUGGAAGUUUUUUGACGAGUAUGAGUACCGGAUAACAACACAACAGAAAAAGAGUAGAAAAUGGUACAAGUGGUUCCAUGAUGAUGAUACUGCUGAAGAAAAGAAGGUUAUCACCAAAAUCGACAUGUUGUUGACAUUCUAUUCCCUCAUGGCAUAUUGGGUUAAAUAUUUGGACCAAACAAAUUUAACAAAUGCUUAUAUUGGUGGAAUAAAGGAAGCUAUUGGCAUGAAAGGUAACGAUUUUAUUAAUACGCAAGUUAUGUUUACAGUGGGUAACAUUGUCUUCCAAAUUCCCUUCAUGUACAUAUUGUAUGCACUUCCACUCAACUACGUGUUACCAGCUUUGGAUUUCAGUUGGUCAGUGUUGACUGUUUGCACAUCCCAAGUCACCAAUGUUCCCAGCCUCAAAGCUAUUCGUUUUUUUAUUGGUGCAUUUGAAGCUCCAACAUAUAUUGCCUACCAUUCCUUAUUUGCUUCUUGGUUUAAAGGAAGUACGGGUGAAGUAGCUCGUAGAGCGGGGUUCUUUUACAUGGGUCAAUUUUUGGGAAUAUUGACUUCGGGUGUACUCUCGGGGGCGAUCAAAAGGCACUUAGGUGGUGUUAAUGGAUAUGAAGCUUGGCAAUGGAUCUUUAUCAUUGAUGGUAUUAUCAGUUUCGCCGUGGGUGUCAUAGGAAUCUAUAUGAUCCCAGGUACACCUGAAGAUUGCUACAGUGUCUUUUUAUCAGACGAUGAGAUUAGAAUUGCCAGAAGAAGAAUGAGAAAAGAUCAAAAGGACGCCAAGCCUAGAGAAAAUGAAUUUUAUCAUUUCUUUAAUUGGGACUUAUGGAAAAAGGUUCUUUCGUCAUGGCACAUUUACGUCUUGACGUUGUGGACAGCAUUUUGUUGGAACAAUUCAAAUGGAACUUCUGGUGCAUACCCAUUAUGGCUUGAAUCAUUGAAGAAAGAUGACGGAAACACGUUUCGAUUUGAGGGUGGUAAAUUGCAAGACUACACUUCGUUGACUCCAGCAUUGGGGAUUUUAUGGUUGAUUUUGACCACUUCAAUUGCAGACUUACUCAAAAGCCGCUAUGGAGCAAUAGUGUUUUCACAAGUGUUCAAUGUCCUAGGUAACUUGUUGCUUGCAAUUUGGGAUAUUCCUGAAGGAGCUAAAUGGUUUGCAUUUUGUAUGCAAUAUUGGGGUUGGAGUUCGUCUCCUGUCCUUUAUUCAUUUUUGGGAGAUAUAUGUCGAAGAGAUGUACGUGAGCGUCAAAUUGUUUUGGUUGCUUGUAAUAUGUUAGCCCAACUGACCUCAGCAUGGAUUUCGGUGUUGGUUUGGAAAACGGUUGAAGCACCCAGGUUUUUGAAAGGCUAUAGCUUCACUGCGGCAUCAGGACUUGCAUUGGCAGUUUGGUCUUUUCUCGUUUUGUACUUGUACAGGAGGCAAGAGAAGGCGGGGGCUUUAGAGAAUAACAUUGUCCUUUACAAUUCAAGCAAGAAUGAGGAGAAGAAUGUCAUGCCCCUACAUUGA
This is a messenger RNA of Lodderomyces orthopsilosis Co 90-125, 1746 nucleotides long. RefSeq lists its product as uncharacterized. NCBI's taxonomy places the organism in Eukaryota, Fungi, Ascomycota, Pichiomycetes, Serinales, Debaryomycetaceae. Gene Ontology annotation, cellular component: membrane. Gene Ontology annotation, molecular function: transmembrane transporter activity. The record is from RefSeq and is a predicted model, not a curated record. Gene Ontology annotation, biological process: transmembrane transport. The transcript has a single exon. The coding region runs from base 1 to 1746 and encodes 581 amino acids.